Messenger RNA from Ogataea haglerorum, 1902 nucleotides. RefSeq lists its product as uncharacterized. The coding region runs from base 1 to 1902 and encodes 633 amino acids. NCBI's taxonomy places the organism in Eukaryota, Fungi, Ascomycota, Pichiomycetes, Pichiales, Pichiaceae. The transcript has a single exon. Gene Ontology annotation, biological process: DNA-templated transcription. Gene Ontology annotation, molecular function: single-stranded DNA binding. Gene Ontology annotation, cellular component: RNA polymerase III complex. The record is from RefSeq and is a predicted model, not a curated record.
AUGUCGGCUCGAGAAGGGGCUCCCACAGAGCUUCCACUGUCUAUGAAGACUAAAUCGCCCGAGUCGUUUUUGUUCACUUCUCUCUUGAAGCUGGUGCUCGGAGAGCAGGCGGCAUAUGUGUUUGGCAUUCUUCUAGAUCACAAAAGACUCACUUUACCCCAAUUGCAGAAGCUGUGCAAGAUGAAGUUGUCGGCGGUUAAAAAGUCGCUUGUUUCUCUUCUGCAACUGGAAUGUGCCGUGUAUUUCGAGGAAACCAAUUUUAUCACCGAUAAAUCACAGACAUACUACUCGUCUUCGUUCUCUGGUUGCUACAAGUUUCUGUAUGCCAACGCCAUUAUAAACGAUAUUCAUCGCGACUACGGUGAACUUCAUGCUGCCAUAGUCCAACAGGUUCUGGUGAAUGGACAUUUGACCAUCGGAGAGUACCUCAAGAAUGUGGAUGGAGCAGCCCGGGCGGAAGAGACAGAAAGGGCAUUUUCAAUCCUUGUCAUUGAAAAAUGGCUGAUUCCAAUAGACGAGUUGCAUUUCCAGAGCAGGUACGAUCUUUUUCACAAAGCCUAUCAUCAGCAAACAGCUAUUUUCAACGCGGAAAAUAAGGGAAAGGCGAUUUCCCAGGCAAAAAAGCUGCAGGUGAUCAAGGAGGAAACCAGAAGAAAACAUCAACAGCUCAUGAGCGAGGACAAAGUCCGCUCGCAGCUUUUUCAAUCAGACUCGAAUUCGAUGUUUCCAAAGGUCAACCCGGAAAUUCCUCUGACGUUUAGCCUCAAUAGAUACUUGAAAAGAUUACGAUCUUUGCAUUUUGCCUCAGAAGCCAGACACAAGGUGGGCGAGAUCUCUUCUAGGCUUUAUGCUGUUAUACUUAAUCGACUGGAAGCCAAGUCUGCGGAGGUCGAUAACCCAGAGCUCAGGCUGGAGAAAUAUCUUGCCAACGUCGGACAGUCGGGAGUUGGCCUCGAUCCGCGUGUCGUGGAGCAGGUUCGUGGUCGGUACGAGUUGAAAGAUCAGGAGAGGGGCAUGAAUAUAACUGUUAGUGAGCUCUACAAGGAGCUCUUGAGAAACGGUGAGAAGUUCGGCGUUACUGUCGAAAGCGUGAAAAACACAAUUGCUGAUCCAUCGUUGGAAUUUGGUCGUAAGCGGAAAAACGAGGACUCCAAUGGAUUUCCUGGUGCGAAAAAGGUCAAGAUUGAGGUGGAUGAGGUUCUGGAGAGACUCGGAUCUCAUGAUUCGGAUGACGAAAAUGAGAAUGAUGACCCAGAUAACCCGGACCCGCGCAUUAUGUCCACUCUCCUGCAGCAUCUGAAGCUUCUGGCCUCUGAUCCCAAAUUCCCCUUCCUUAUCGAGACAGAUAUGGGACAGUUCCAUGUACCUUACACACGUCUGUCUCCAAUAUUGGCCAAACAUGUGUUCAAGCAGUACGUCAAAGCCAUCAUAGGACCUGACGCUCUAAAAGUGUUGAAUUGUAUCGAAGAUAAACGGCUUGCAGACGAAAAGGCGGUGAGCAAGCUUGUGCUGAUGAAGGAGGCCUCCGUUAGAAACAUUCUGAGUCGCUUGCUCAAGUUUAACAUUAUAGAAUUGCAGGAGAUUCCAAAAACGCAAGACCGGUCUGCGAUGCGGUCCGUGUAUGCAUUUAGAUUCAGGCCCCAGCCAGCUAUUGAAAUGUUCAAAAAGUCUAUCCUGUUCAAUAUGGGCGAAGUUUUGGAGAAACUAGAGCAUUACAAAAAGCAGAACAAAAUUCUGCUGGAUAAAGUCAACAGAGAAGACGUGAAGGGCAGAGAACAAGAACUUCUGCUUCCGUCCGAGCUGAAACAGCUAGAGCAAUACUACGAGUACGAAAGCACCUGGAUCACGAAAUUUGGUAGACUCCGUACUGCCAUUGACGUUUUCGAGUUUCUAACGACAUAA